Molecule: messenger RNA, 1666 nt
Organism: Ziziphus jujuba (common jujube)
Lineage: Eukaryota; Viridiplantae; Streptophyta; Magnoliopsida; Rosales; Rhamnaceae
Product: protein S40-5
Exons: 3
Coding region: 770-1387 (205 amino acids)
Source: RefSeq, a predicted model, not a curated record
GCAAAUAUAAUGGCUGCGCAAGAUAUGGAAGAAAAAAGAGAAGCAAAUCUAGUAAGGAACUGCAAAACGGCAGAGAGAAACUGAAUUAUUUAUUACAGAUAAUGUUUUCUUGUUCUUUUUACCAAACCACCCAAGCAGUCACACUUGUUUGUUGGUGAUUAUAAAAUCAGAUGCUCACAAUUCAAAUUUCAAAAGUAACUCAUAAGGAGGUGUGAAAUAUCCCAUACACAAUCAUAUGAAUUUCAUAUUAUUUCCACCAUAGCUUUCCUGCUCUGUAGCUUUGCUGUUCAUUUUCAUCAUCUUUUUAGUUUCUUUUGUUUUCCUCUGAAGAAAUUUUUAUUUUUUAUUUUUUUUAUUUUUCUUUCGUUAGAUUCUUCUGAACUAGAAGUAAAAGAAGAGGAGAAGAAAAUCAUACCCGUAUCAUCUACGGAAGAUUCUUUUGGUGGAAUAAGUAUUUUAUAAAGUUAGUAAAAAAAAAAAAAAAAAAAGUUUUCAUUGCUCUUAUUUACCUUUCUUUGUCAAGGUCAGACUUCUUGGGACCAAAAGUAAAAUGCAUGGAGACCCAUCAAUUUGAAGAUUUCUAGGGACAAAAGGCAGGAAUGUCUUAUAGCAGCUCUAUUUCCAUGCCAAUGGUUCCUUUGGGCGUUUGGCUUCUCCAUAAAUUCUACGUCACUUAAAGCAUCCUUUUCCUAACAUAUUCAGAUACCCUUUUGGAAUCUGGGAAAGUUGUAGCUUUUGAAGGUUCUCAAUCCUAGGGAAGGAAUCAGAUAUGGAACAUUCAUAUGGUUUUUACAGGCAGAGCAGUGGGCUUUGGAGGUCUUUGAGAGAUGGAGACUUUGAGGAAGAAGACGUUUGGGCUGUUCUCAAAGACAGAACAGAUCCUAGUAUCAAAAUUGGUAGAUCCAAAGAAUCCUCUGUGUCUGUUCCAACACAUGUCCCGACUGCUGAAAGAAUGAUCCCAAGAGCUGACAAAGGAAGUUGUGCUGGUAGUAGUAGUGGCGGUGGUGGUGGAAAUUCCACUCAUGAAUCAAGAAUUUUUCAGCAAUCAGCACCAGUGAACAUUCCUGACUGGUCAAAUAUUUACAGAAAGAAGCCAAAUAAGGCCUCCAAGAAUGGUUCAUUGCAAAAUGAUGAUGAAGAUUAUGGUGGGUUUGUGAAUGAUCGUAGAGAGAGUGAUGAUGAAGAUGAUUGUUAUUACGAUGAUGAUGAUGAUGAUGGGUAUGAUGAGAAAGUGCCACCACAUGAAUUCAUUGCCAGGAGGCUUGCUAGGAGUCAGAUUUCUUCCUUUUCUGUUUUUGAAGGUGUUGGUAGGACACUGAAAGGAAGGGACCUUAGCAAAGUGAGGAAUGCUGUUUUAACAAAAACUGGAUUCCUUGAAUCGCUAUGAAAGUGUCUGCAAUGGAAUUGUUGUAAGUAGUUUUCAUUUUAAUGCAUGUAUAGGGGGUUCAAUUUGUAUGGGUUGUUUAGGUUUCAGAGAUAAGCUUGUGGUCAUUGUUUUGGGCUGUGAAAGACCCAUUUUAGUGUAGAUCCAAUUUAGUGUCUAGGGAAUGGAAGUAAAAGAGAAAAAGAAAAGAUUGAACUCCAUUUCCAUUAUUGGUUUGGUUGCAUUGAUGUUUUGAUUGGGUUUGAUUGCCCUCAUGAUAAACAUUUGGAGAAUGUUCUUCUA